Molecule: messenger RNA, 1335 nt
Organism: Aspergillus welwitschiae
Lineage: Eukaryota; Fungi; Ascomycota; Eurotiomycetes; Eurotiales; Aspergillaceae
Exons: 11
Coding region: 1-1314 (437 amino acids)
Source: RefSeq, a predicted model, not a curated record
AUGAUUGAUACUUGUCGUCCUGCCUUGGUUAGCCUAGUUGCAAGAUGGCCCUUGGGGGGCGGAUGUCGCAUGCACAUUGCCUUGUGGCAUGAUCGGGCUGAGCAACGUUCGGGAGAUGAGCUGGAGGUGCCUGUCGUAUCCUUGGGACUCUCCCAGCGUCGACCUCCGCCCCGGGUCACGGCAGCAUCCGGAUGGAUGUCUGCAAACAACAGAUUUCCUUCCCUCGAGGAAGUAAUUGAUGGAAUCGACAAACGGUCAACGGACUGGGGCGUUUGUCCGUCCGUUAGCGGGGGCGUCUGCCAGCCAGGGAUGGUAGGGUUAGCCACCACCACUGCCUCCGGAAGCUACAAAGGCAAGCAGGAGCAGCCAGAGGAACUGUUCCAUCCAGUUUCUUUCCUCGACUCCCGUACUGUGGGUGCCUGUGUGUCACCAUCCAUCCAUACCAACUUCCCAAGCUGGAUGAGAAAAGCGCACGUUACAUUGACAGCCUGUCCUGCUUGCCUACCGGCAUUCUGUGCGUGUGGGGAUACACCCAUUACUCACGAGACUGCGGUCAGACAAACUACGUCUUAUUCCCGUCAGUCGGCCAGUGCUGAGUGGGACGACGGGUAUCUUUCUUAUACAAUAGACAACAAUAGCACCCUCUUUGCUUCUGAAAUCCCAUCUUUCAAGCAAUCACUCAACCAAGAACUAUUUCUCGGGAACCCGUGCGACAGCAGACGAAACCGGAAUCGUUAUCCCUGCUUGAUACAUCCUUACUCGAACGGAGUGAACAGUGGCACGAAAGUAAGAAAGAAAGAUGUCCGUCUCCCCCCGCGCCAGCAAAGAAGAAUUCAUGGCCGCAUUGGGCCUCUCCACCCAAGACCCCCAACACGAGCAAUACUACCGCGCCAUGAGAACCCCUCCAACCUUCUCGACAUCUACCGAACCACCAAACCUCCAUACUUCUGGCACCACAUCCGGCCCGAGCGCCAGCGAUGGGGGAUAAAUGAGAUAGCGAGGAACGCGAGUCCGCUUACAAGACCGCUGUUUGCUCGCGGGAUGACUAGUGGCGAGUAUGGGCCGAAUUGGGUCGCGGGUUGGUUGCUGUAUAGUGUUUUUAGGAGUAGGGAUGUGAGGAAUAAUAGGAAUAGGAGGUUGUUGAAGGAUAAGAAUGGGAAUGGUGGUAUUUCUGGUGGGAGUGGGGAAGGUCGGGCGAGUCCUCCGCAGAUGGUGUUGAGAUAUGAUGGUGGUGCUUCUGCUGGUUCUGCUGGUGGUAGUGGUGCUGCGAACAGUGGAAAGAAGGAGUAUUAUGAUCCUGUUAGGAAUGGUUGAGUGCAAUGCAAUGCAAUGCAA